Molecule: messenger RNA, 4900 nt
Organism: Rhinolophus ferrumequinum (greater horseshoe bat)
Lineage: Eukaryota; Metazoa; Chordata; Mammalia; Chiroptera; Rhinolophidae
Product: bifunctional peptidase and (3S)-lysyl hydroxylase JMJD7
Exons: 25
Coding region: 27-3074 (1015 amino acids)
Biological process (GO): glycerophospholipid catabolic process
Cellular component (GO): cytosol
Molecular function (GO): calcium ion binding; calcium-dependent phospholipid binding; 2-oxoglutarate-dependent dioxygenase activity
Source: RefSeq, a predicted model, not a curated record
UUCAGGACGGCGGCGGCGGCUGCGUCAUGGCGGAGGUGGCUUUAGACGCUGUGCGGAGGGAGUUACGAGAAUUCCCGGCCGCGGCACGGGAGCUCAGCGUGCCUCUUGCUGUGCCCUACCUGGACGAGCCCCCCACUCCACUCCACUUCUACCGGGACUGGGUCUGCCCCAACAGGCCCUGUGUCAUCCGCAACGCCCUGCGGCACUGGCCGGCUCUCCAGAAGUGGUCGCUCCCCUACCUCAGAGCCACCGUGGGCUCCACGGAGGUGAGUGUGGCCAUAACCCCAGAUGGUUAUGCGGAUGCUGUGCGCGCGGACCGCUUUGUGAUGCCUGCUGAGCGCCGCCUGUCCCUGAGCUGCGUGCUGGACGUGCUGGAGGGCCGAGCCCAACACCCAGGAGUCCUCUACGUGCAGAAGCAGUGCUCCAACCUGCCCACCGAGCUGCCCCAGCUGCUGCCUGAUCUGGAGCCCCAUGUGCCCUGGGCCUCAGAGGCACUGGGAAAGAUGCCUGAUGCUGUGAACUUCUGGCUGGGGGAGGCGGCUGCAGUGACAUCUUUGCAUAAGGAUCACUACGAGAACCUCUACUGUGUGGUGUCGGGAGAGAAACACUUCCUGCUACAUCCCCCCAGCGACCGGCCCUUCAUCCCCUACGAGCUGUAUACACCGGCAACCUACCAGCUAACUGAAGAGGGCUCCUUCAAAAUGGUAGAUGAGGAGGCGAUGGAGAAGGCAAAGGUGCCGGGGACCUGCUUGCUCACCGUUCGUGUUCUGCAGGCCCGUGGCCUGCCCUCCAAGGACCUAGUGACCCCCUCUGACUGCUAUGUGACUCUCUGGCUGCCCACGGCGUCCAGCCAAAAGCUUCAGACACAUACGGUUAAGAACAGCAGAAACCCCAACUGGAAUCAGAGCUUUCGCUUCCGAAUCCACAGCCAGCUCAAGAACGUCCUACAGCUGCAAGUCUUUGACCAGGACCUUUUGACCAGCGAUGACCCUGUGUUGUCAGUGCUGUUUGACGUGGGGACUUUGCAGGCUGGGGAGUUCCGCCGUGAGAGUUUCCCCCUGAACCGUCAGGGUGAGGAGCAGCUGGAAGUUGAAUUUCGGCUGCAAAGUUUGACACACUGUGCUGAGCAGCUGGUCAGCAAUGGCAUCCUGGUGGCCCGGGAGCUCUCCUGCUUGCAUGUUCGACUGGAGGAGGCAGGGGACCAGCAGGGGUCAGAAGGCAGAGUUCAGCUUGCGGUUCCCGGGGCCCGUGAGGGUCCACAGGAGACCUCAGUGGGCGCUGGCUCCUUCCGCUUCCAUUGCCCCGCCUGCUGGGAGCCGGAGCUCAGUGUUCAUCUGCAGGAUGCCCCCCAGGAUCAACUGAAGGUGCCCCUGAGGGCCCUGCCCUCUGGCCAAGUGGUGAGGCUCGUCUUCCCUACAUUACAGGAGCCCCUGAUGAGGCUGGAGCUGAAAAAAGAAGAAGGACCCAGGGAGCUGGCCGUGCGGCUGGGCUGCGGGCCCUGCCCUGAGGAGCAGGCCUUCCUGAGCAGGAGGAAGCGGGUGGUGGCCAAGGCCCUGAAGCAGGCCCUGCAGCUGGACGAAGACCUGGAGGAGGAUGAGAUCCCAGUGGUAGCUGUCAUGGCCACCGGCGGUGGGAUCCGGGCGAUGACGUCCCUGUAUGGGCAGCUGGCUGGCCUGAGGGAGCUAGGCCUCCUGGAUUGUGUCUCCUACAUCACAGGGGCCUCGGGCUCCACCUGGGCUUUGGCCAACCUCUAUGAGGACCCAGAGUGGUCUCAGAAGGACCUGGCAGGGCCCACUGAGUCGCUGAAGGCCCAGGUGACCAAGAGCAAACUGGGCGUGCUGGCCCACAGCCGGUUGCUGCAGUACCGGCAAGAGCUGGCUGAGCGUGCCCGCCUGGGCCACCCGACCUGCUUCACCAACCUGUGGGCCCUUAUCAACGAGGCGCUGCUGCAUGAUGAGCCCCACGACCACAAACUCUCAGACCAGCGGGAGGCGGUGAGUCACGGCCAGAACCCGCUGCCCAUCUACUGUGCCCUCAACACCAAGGAGAAGAAGCUGACCACCUUUGAAUUUGGGGAGUGGGUCGAGUUCUCCCCCUACGAGGUUGGCUUUCCUAAGUACGGCGCCUUUAUCCCCUCCGAGCUCUUUGGCUCCGAGUUCUUCAUGGGACGCCUGACGAAGCAGCUUCCUGAGUCCCGCAUCUGCUUCCUAGAAGGUAUUUGGAGCAACCUGUAUGCAGCCAACCUCCAGGACAGCUUAUACUGGUCCUCAGAACCCAGCCAGUUCUGGGACCGCUGGGCCCAGGAUCAGGCCAGUUUGAGCAAGGAACGCGUGCCCCUUCUGAAGAUCGAAGAGCCUCCCACAGCAGCUGGCAGGAUAGCUGAGUUUUUCACUGACCUUCUGACAUGGCGACCGCUUGCCCAGGCCACCCACAACUUCUUGCAUGGCCUCCAUUUCCACAAGGACUAUUUCCAACAUCCUCACUUUUCCACCUGGAAAGCCACCAAACUGGAUGGGUUCCCCAAUCAGCUGACACCUGCUGAGCCCUACCUUUGUCUACUGGACGUCGGCUACUUUAUCAACACCAGCUGCCUACCCCUCCUGCAGCCCACACGGGAUGUGGACCUCAUCCUGUCACUGGACUACAACCUCCAUGGAGCCUUUCAGCAGCUGCAGCUCCUGGGCCAGUUCUGCCAGGAGCAAGGGAUCCCUUUCCCACCCAUCUCGCCCAGCCCCGAGGAGCAGCGCCAACCUCAAGAGUGCCACCUGUUCUUGGACCCUGACUGCCCUGAAGCCCCUGCCGUGCUACACUUCCCCCUGCUCAAUGACUCCUUCCGGGAGUACUCAGCCCCUGGGGUCCGGCGGACAGCUGAGGAGAAGGAGUCUGGGGAAGUGAACCUGUCUUCAUCCAGCUCGCCCUACCACUACUCGAAGGUGACAUACAGCCAGGAGGAUGUGGACAAGCUGCUCCACCUGACGCAUUACAAUAUCUGUAACAACCGGGAGCGGCUGCUGGAGGCCCUGCGUGAGGCUGUGCAGCGGCGGAGGCAGCGCAAGCAGCCCCGGCCCCAGUGAUGGCAGCAGGAGGGGGUGCCGCCCUGGCCUGGGGCUCCCACCAGGCUCACUGCCCCUGACUCUUCUUCAGGCUGACUCCCCACUCUCUGGUUGCCCUGAGUUGAGUCGGGACAGAGACAGUCGUUCCCAGGUGUCCCAGAGCCGCUGGGGUUGCGGAUGGUCCUGUUUGGGGCUCCACCAGGGUGUGUGCCUGGCACCGCUGAGGUGAGGCACUGAAGCCACCAGCAAGCCUGCCGUAGACGCCUCCGGGUAGGUCUGGAGUUCUAAAUGGGCGGGGGCCUGGUCCCUGUGAUGGGCUGGAGAUGGCUUCCUUUUGAGCAAGGAGAAGAUUUAGAGGUUCUGUGGCAGCUGGCCAUAGAGACGGGGGAGCCCAGAGUAGCAUGCCCAUAUUUGUGUAAGGGCUCAAAGCCCCACGACCUGUGUCUGUUCUCCUUUUCUUGCUACCUUGAGUAGUUGUACAGUGUGAAACAGCGCUUUAUGUAUUACAGCAGCUCACACAAAUGUGAAGCAUUAUCUGAGAUUCUGUCGUUGCUGCCAAGAAGGAAGGGACAUGUUAUUCCAGGCUUUCGGUUACACAGGGCAAGGACCGGUCUAAGGAAAAUGUCUCUCCAGGCACCUCACAGAGCUAUCGCGUCAGCUUGGGAUUCCCCCGAAGCCUGGGCCAUCUGUUCCCGGUCUGUCUGCCCUGCUGGGGGCCGCCCUUUGCAAGCAGGCAGGAGGCCAGUUUGGCCUGGGGGUGGGGGUGGGGGAUCUCGAUUGCUGCAGCCUUACAGGCAGUGACAGCGCCCCUGGCCUCACCCAGGCCUAGCGGUGUAGCCAGGGACUCAAAGGGCUGCUUCCUGUCCCAUUGUAUGGGUGGCCAGACCUGGCACCAGAUGAGCCAAAGAAAGAUACCAGCGCCAACGGCAUAGCUGCACCAAGCUGUGACUUGGUGAAGUCUCUUAAAAAUGAACCAUGUGUUCCGGAAGUUGGUUCUGAGGGGCCUGGUAGCUGAGUCUUGCUCUGGUCCCCUAGGGGGUGUUCUCACUUGUAGCCCUGAGGUUUGGUCCCACCUCAGGGUUCGCUUCAGGGCCUAGACCUGUGGGGAGAACAGGGAGGCAGAGUGAAUUUAGGGCCUAGCCACCCCAGAAUCUUCUCCACACACUGGCCUCCCUGAGAAUACCCCACCUCCUCCUAACGUCCAUGUGGGAUGUGGAUACUGGGAGCCAUAGGAGGGGUGCCCAUGGUGUGUGGGGGGGAUGGGAAAUUAUUGGUUCUCAUGACCCAGUGACACUCAGGCCCUGCCCUGGGCAUGGACUAGAAUCACAGAGCAGAAGAAAUGGCUGCCCUGGUAUCCUUAGAAACCACUGUGUCCAGGACAAAGCCCAUUCACUCAGCCACACAUCCCCUGAAUCAUGGAUUGGAACCCGUGGGCCCUGCAGGAGUGUCAGUGGAUAACACAUCAGAGACCACCACUGUGGCUGCCACCGUUAUGCUGUGAGGGCUCCUCAGGCACGAGGCUGUGUGUGUGUGCUGUCUGUGUGUGGGUUUGUCUCCUUGUGGGCCUCUGUAUAAGUAAAUGUGUGUGUCUGGGUGACAUCCUGACCUCUUAGGACAGUAAGGUCCUCCUUUCCCCUUGGAGCGGGACCAGGUCCUUGGACUAGGGAAAGCAGGAGAGGGUGGAGGCAGAGAGCAGGGACAUGAGCAAGGGUGCCGGAGAGGUCUGCUGUCCUGCAAACAAUGCUCCGUCUUGGAGAAGAGGAGGAGGAAACCAAGGAGGCAGGGACGUGUGGGUCCCAGGUGGACAGAGCCAGGCAAGCUUUCCAGUGUGUGCAAAGGUCACAUGG